Vanessa atalanta (red admiral) is the source of this 652-nucleotide messenger RNA. Its product is annotated as bilin-binding protein-like. The transcript has 4 exons. The record is from RefSeq and is a predicted model, not a curated record. Gene Ontology annotation, molecular function: pigment binding. NCBI's taxonomy places the organism in Eukaryota, Metazoa, Arthropoda, Insecta, Lepidoptera, Nymphalidae. Bases 30 to 611 code for a protein of 193 amino acids.
ACGAAACAGUGAUUCAGAAGUAAAUCACCAUGUAUCGUUUUGCACUCCUCGCCCUCGUGGCUUCGGUCUCCGCGAAUGUCAUCCUUGACACUCAGUGCCCUGAGGUCAAACCCGUCAACGAUUUCAACUUCGCUUCUUACGGCAAUGGCGUUUGGUACGAAGUCGCGAGGUACCCCCAUGGUACCGAGAAGAAGGGAAAAUGUGGUUCCGCUGAAUACAAAUUGGAAGGCGAUGUUAUGAAAGUGAAGAACACUUACAUAAGGAACAACAAACUUAAGGUCAUCGAGGGCACCGCCAAACUUGCCACUGACGCUGGUACUACUGGAAAACUGAUCCACAGCCUUCCUUACGGAGCUAAAGGUGCUAUGGUUGAUAGUGUUGUGAACAUCCUGGCUAUUGACUACGAAAACUACUGCAUCGCUUACUUCUGUCAAUUCGACGAGGAAAAGAAGAUCCGCAGAGAGUUUGCCUGGGUUCUCUCGAGGUCUAAGACUCUGUCUGACGAAACCAAGGCAAAGAUUGAGAAGAUUAUGAAGGACUCUACUCUUCUGAAUGCCAGCAAAUUCGUGUGGCCGUCAUUCAGUGAUGAGGACUGCAAGGUCGACGCUUAAAUGCAGACGAAACAAAAAUUUACGAAUUUUUGACUAAAUAU